Xyrichtys novacula (pearly razorfish) is the source of this 2170-nucleotide messenger RNA. NCBI's taxonomy places the organism in Eukaryota, Metazoa, Chordata, Actinopteri, Labriformes, Labridae. The record is from the annotation of a GenBank genome assembly.
GCUGUCCUUAACACCCCCUGUCCCACAGGUGUAAAGCUCAGUCCACUCACCACCAUGACAGCAGGAGCAGGGGCUCUGCACCUCUGGGUCGUCCUCGCGCUCCAGCUGGGGAGCGUAAGCCCGCUCGUGAUCCGGCGGGACAGGGGGACGUCGGGGCAGCAGGACAGUUUGGGUGAGAAGACUGUGGACGCGUCGAUCUACUUUAAGGAUUUACCUCGAGGUCCGGCGGUGGCUCCUCACAAGAAAGCGCCUCAGUUUAUGUUGGAUCUCUUCAACGCCGUUUCGGUCUCUGAUGGAACCCCGAAGAGCCAGAAGGAGAUACUGAGAGGAAACAUAGUGAGGAGUUUCGAGGAUAAAGGUGCGUAAUGGUAAACAAACGGAUAUUUACGCACGGACUGCGAUUCUCUCUCUUAAAGACUUUGUUAUCUUACCUAUAUUUACUAAAGUCAAAUGUAUCUUAUAAAUAUCAACACGAUUUAAUCCAGAAUUUGGCUACAUUAUAGCAAAAUCUUUAGGAACAGACUACAGAGUUGUUGCUGAGAACUUACAGCUGUUCACGCCUACGCGCAGCCUGAUAUUGUCUUGAACAGAUCAAUAAAUGAUGUCAGUGUUUUUCAAAUAUCUUUUUGUGGUAUUUUGCCAGCAGGUCACCCAGGAGAAAGAUUUCACUUCUUCAAUCUGUCCUCUUUCGGUCGUGAUGAGAUGAUGAUCAAAGCAGAGUUUCGUUGGUUCCGAAAGAAACAGAAGUUUUACCUCGGAAAGUCAAAUAGGGCACAUUUCUACAAGGUGACACGCCUUUUGUGAUAAUUUUUUAACAUGCCGUGAUGCAGAUGUCAUAGAAUUUAUUAUAGCCUUUGCAAAGUGCUUCCUAGAUAUCUGACAAAUCUUUAUAAUUUGCUGUAUUCUGGUGUAUAAAUUACCACAUUGCCACAAUCAUCUUAGAUUUCCAAAAUUGAAUCUACUUUAAGCCUUUGACUGAAGAUGACCGAUUGUUCCUCUGACUGAUCAGGUGGAUCUGUAUGAGGUACUGGACAGUAGAGUGAAGCCAUGGAGAGGGAACCUCAUCACCUCUAGACUGGUGCCUCUGUACACUCAGGGAUGGGAGGUUUUCAAUGUCACUCAGACGGUAACAGCCCCUCUUAACUCUGUUUUACCAAGUGUAUUUUUUUUCUUCAAAAAACUUUUUUCAGAACUUUUUUUUUGAUUCAGUGCAUCUUAUCUGUUUUUAAGGUGUCAAAAUGGAUCAGCAACAGCCAGGAGAAUAAUGGCAUCCUGGUGGUGACUACACUGCCCUCUGGUCACUGGAUUGAGUCGGUGAUGUCCUCUAAACAGGAUGGAGAGCUGACAGACACCGGUGCCUACCUGGUCAUAUUCUCAGAUGAUGGUGGGACAGGAGCAUCAAACCAGUCAUACCUGGGUAAAGUGAUCAAAAUGUUGGUUAUUAAUCUCAAGACAGCAACAAGAGGGCAAUUUUUUGUACUUAAAGAAUCACAUUUCUGCAGCAUCAAAAGUAUCAUCACCUCAUCAAAAAUGUGAUUAAAACUAUUUCUUUUAGUCACAGAAUGUUUUGCCUGGUAUUACAACAACAGAAUUUGUCAUGUUAUUAUUAACUCUUCUUUUUAAACACACAAGACUUACAUAUCCACACUCAGUCCCUGUUGGAAAAAGAGCAAAAACUCAAUCAAAAGCUCACACUUUAUUCAAAUACAGACUUUAAUUGAUCUCAUCAUUAAUGACCUUCUUUAUUUUUUCCACAGGACAAACCAAAGCUGCAGUAGCUCCUGAGCUUCAUGACCGACCCAACAGGAGACGACGUGCAUCUCCGGGUGUCUUGACACAUAGCCGAACUCAGUCCUGCAAGCGAGUCCCUCUAUUUGUUGACUUCGAGGAGAUUGGCUGGUCAGGCUGGAUCAUCUCUCCCCGGGGAUACAAUGCCUACCACUGCAAGGGCUCCUGUCCGUUCCCUUUGGGGGGAAACCUCAGAGCAACCAACCAUGCCACUGUGCGCUCCAUCAUGCAUGCACUCAAGCUGUCCCCUGAUGAGGUGGGGGCGCCGUGCUGUGUCCCUGACAAACUGCAAUCCAUCAGUUUAUUAUAUUUUGAUGAUGAGGAGAAUGUGGUUCUGAAGCAGUAUGAUGACAUGGUGGCGCUGAGCUGUGGCUGUCACUGA